Messenger RNA from Colletotrichum orchidophilum, 1164 nucleotides. Its product is annotated as glucose N-acetyltransferase. The transcript has 3 exons. The record is from RefSeq and is a predicted model, not a curated record. Gene Ontology annotation, molecular function: glycosyltransferase activity. The coding region runs from base 1 to 1164 and encodes 387 amino acids. Lineage: Eukaryota; Fungi; Ascomycota; Sordariomycetes; Glomerellales; Glomerellaceae.
AUGGCGCUCCAGUGGCUCCACAGUCGCUUGGCCUACACGCAGCUUCAAACCGAUCAGGCAAUCUCAAGUGCUUUAUUAUCUAAGCGCAGGCCCUCUUUAACCCUGAAACAGCUUAAGUUGGCCACACUGACUGUUUUUGGUCUCCUCUUAUGGGUUGUGGUAGUCUGCAGUCGGGAUCAAGAUGUAGUCACUGAGUCUCGCCCCUCAGCUCCUCAACAUGACAGACCACCUGAUGCCAAGUCUACCGACUGGUCUCGGUUUGCGUACGUCCAGUAUGUCACUGACAAGCACUAUUUGUGCAACUCGGUCAUGUUCUUUGAGAGAUUGCAACAUUUCCAGAGCAAAGCGGACCGAGUUAUAAUGUAUCCCUCCGACAUGCUCGUUAGUCCUCUUGACACAGAAGGCACCUCAGAUGAGGCAAAACUCCUCAUCCUUGCUCGGGAGAAGUAUGAUGUGAAGUUGGCUCCGAUAUCUAUUCAACGUCGAACAGGCGCGGAUCCAACAUGGGCGGAAUCCUUCACAAAACUCCUUGCUUUCAACCAGACGAAAUACGAACGUGUACUUUCAAUCGAUUCAGACUCUACUCUUUUACAACACAUGGAUGAGCUCUUCUUUCUCCCCCCAGCCCCGGUUGCCAUGCCACGUGCGUAUUGGCUUUAUCCAGAGAAACAGAUCUUAUCUUCCCAAUUCAUGCUUAUACAGCCAAGCGAAAUUGAAUUCUCUCGUAUCAUGUCUAAAAUUGAUGACGCUGCAAAAGACGAUUACGACAUGGAGAUCGUCAAUCAAUUGUACAAGGACAACGCCUUAAUUCUGCCGCACCGGCCUUACGAUUUAUUGACGGCCGAAUUCAGAAUGGACCACCACCAAUGGUACCUUGGCAAUGAUCAAGAAGUCUGGGAUCCAGUCGCUGUUUACAACGAAGCAAAGUUGGUACAUUUCUCUGAUUGGCCGUUACCCAAGCCCUGGUUGGGCUUCCCCGAGAAUUUAGUCCGGGAGAAAGAACCCAAAUGUGUAUUGGUAGAUGGGGUUGAGGACUGCUCCGCAAAAGAUAUCUGGCAUGAUAUUUACAAAGAUUUUAGAGAACGCCGGACACGAGUCUGUGAUACGACCUCACCGGAAACUCCCAAGAAUGCUCGCAGCCGCCGACGGCCACAUCGUAAUUGA